GGGGCAGAGAGACGAGCCCAGAAUCCGGGGUGCCGCCGCUCGCUCAGUGCGGGCCAAGCAGGGCGGGCGCAGACGGGGGCGCACCACCUGGCCGCCCUCCCCUCCUCCCCAGUCCCCGGCUCGCCCUCGGCUCUCAGGGCUGGAGAUGCAGCUCGGAGACAUAGUUCUGGUGUAACUAUGAAAACUCCGGUUUAAUCACCAGCAAUGCAAACUUACGGGUUGGAAAUCAGCCGUUAAGAAGGGUCUAGUCCAAGGCACUAGGGUGCCACCCGCGCGCCGAUGCCCCGAGGACUCAGAGGGCCCCCAGCUGAUCAUGCUGCACCUACUUUGGCGCUGCCGUUGCUACUACUAUCAUUGCUGGUGGUGUGGACCCUGCCCCCCGCUAGCGCGAGGCCGGUCGCAGGCCCAGAUUACCUGCGGCGAGGCUGGCUGCAGCUGCUGGCCGAGGGCGAGGGCUGUGCUCCCUGUCGGCCAGAAGAGUGCGCUGCGCCGCGGGGCUGCCUAGCAGGCCGGGUGCGGGAUGCCUGCGGCUGCUGCUGGGAAUGCGCCAACCUGGAGGGCCAGCUCUGCGACCUGGACCCCGGCGCUAACUUCUACGGGCGCUGCGGCGAGCAGCUGGAGUGCAGGCUGGACGCGGGCGGUGAUCUGAGCCGAGGAGAGGUGCCGGAGCCGCUGUGUGCCUGCCGCUCGCAGCGCCCGCUGUGUGGUUCCGACGGCCGCACCUACGCGCAGAUCUGCCGCCUGCAGGAGGCCAGCCGCGCUGUGCCCGACGCUAACCUCACUGUGGUGCAUCCAGGGCCCUGCGAAUCGGAGCCCCAGAUCGUGUCACAGCCUCACAAUAUUUGGAAUGUGACUGGAAAGGAUGUGAUCUUUGGCUGCGAGGUGUUUGCCUACCCCAUGGCCUCCAUUGAGUGGAGGAAAGACGGCUUGGACAUCCAGCUGCCAGGGGAUGACCCCCAUAUCUCUGUGCAGUUUAGGGGUGGACCUCAGAAGUUUGAGGUGACUGGCUGGCUGCAGAUUCAGGCUCUGCGUCCUAGUGAUGAGGGCACCUACCGCUGCCUUGCCCGGAAUGCCCUGGGCCAAGUUGAAGCCUCUGCUACCUUGACAGUGCUCACACUAGACCAGUUGAACGCCACAGGAGUCUCCCAGCUGCAGUCACUGAGUUUGACUCCUGAGGAGGAGGCAGAAAGUGAAGAGAGUGAGGAUUACUACUAGGCCCAGAUCUCGGUGUGUGGGUGUGGCAUAGCAUUCCACCCCUGCUGUUGAGAAGGUCUGGAGACGGCUGGAAAGGGUGAGCAGCAGGGUCCUGUCAUGGAUUGCUUAAUGCUCAUUGUAGCCUCGGUUUACCUUUUCCUCAAAACUCAUCUUCCACCUCACCAUGUUCCUAGGGACACUUAACCCUAGGGUUAGGGGUUAGAGUAACCCCAGUCCUUUCUGAGGUAGAGGUGAGCAGUAGAACGGAUUUAGUUCAGUGCAGUGAGAGGGGUGGGGCGGCCCCAUGUCCUACACCGCUCUAGGGGACAAAACCCACCUAGCAUAGACUAGACACCGUGGGCACCAAUAAAAAUUAUAAACAAACCGA
Messenger RNA from Meriones unguiculatus (Mongolian gerbil), 1582 nucleotides. It is a transcript of the gene Kazald1, whose product is annotated as Kazal type serine peptidase inhibitor domain 1. Gene Ontology annotation, molecular function: insulin-like growth factor binding. The record is from RefSeq and is a predicted model, not a curated record. Bases 280 to 1215 code for a protein of 311 amino acids. The transcript has 7 exons. Gene Ontology annotation, biological process: regulation of signal transduction; regulation of cell growth. Gene Ontology annotation, cellular component: extracellular region. NCBI's taxonomy places the organism in Eukaryota, Metazoa, Chordata, Mammalia, Rodentia, Muridae.